Molecule: messenger RNA, 1046 nt
Organism: Pundamilia nyererei
Lineage: Eukaryota; Metazoa; Chordata; Actinopteri; Cichliformes; Cichlidae
Exons: 6
Coding region: 9-1019 (336 amino acids)
Biological process (GO): response to bacterium
Source: RefSeq, a predicted model, not a curated record
UUGCCAAGAUGAUUGUGAUAUGGGUCGCACUGCUUGCUAUUCAUCAAGCAUACACACUUAUUCCAGUAACUACAGUUCAACUCGGUGAACCUGCAACUUUACUAUGUGACCUGCCUAAGACCGAGUUCAGCCGUAGAGUCGACUGGUACAAGCAGAGUCCUGGAGACUCUCUGCAAAGAAUUUGGACAGUGAAGGACUCUGCAGAACCUGCCUUUGCACCUGAGUUCAAAAACUCAAAAUGGGAUGUUAAGUAUGGCAAGAAUCUGACCAACCUGACCAUUUUGAGGACAAGACAAGAGGACGAGGGAAUCUAUCACUGCGGAUUCACAGCGUGGCUCCAAGAUACCAAAUGGACUGCGACAUAUUUGUUAGUAAAAGGAAACACCCAGAAAACAUCGAACUAUUCUGUUGUUCAAAAGAAGAUAGCAACUCCAGGAGGCUCAGUCACUCUUCAUUGUUCACUCCUCUCUAAUUUUGAUAACAAGACAUGUUCCGGAGGUCUCAGUAUGUUCUGGUUUAGAGAAGGAUCAAAUCCAUCUCAUCCUAGCAUCAUCUACACUGAUGGAAACAGACAUCAUGAAUGUGGGAAUAGCUCUGCGACUCAGCAGAGUUGUGUUUAUCAGUUCAAUAAAAGUAUUAGCUCCUCAGAAGAAGGGACUUACUAUUGUGCUGUGGCUACAUGUGGGAAGAUAUUGUUUGGAAAAGGAACUAAAUUGCAAAUAGAGCAAAGAAGAGGUUCUGAAUUUUCUGCACUGGUGAUAGCAUUAGCCUGCUUGGCCAUUUCUGUGAUUGUCAAUAUUAUUUUGAUCUGUUGCCGAAGCCCAAGAGCAUCAUGCGAACAAUUUAAAAGCGCUGUCCUGCAGAAAAAUUGUAGCGAUCAGAAAAGACAAAAGAAUAAGGACACGUCUAUGUUUUCUGCUGUUGUCUUUACAAUGAUGAAGGCUGACAGAGGGAAAAUAGAGGAUGCAAAGGCAGUUGAGAAGCAGAUCUACAUGGCCAAGUCUUUUGGAUUGGAUUAGUUCUAUUUACCCACCUUAUGAAAUUAU